ACGAGAGAUAGCGCCCGCUCUCUAUUACUUAGGCUUCCUUUCACACCCGUUCGAGUCAAUUCGCUACGCCCACCAUCAACACCGAUAUCGGCGCAUUCCAGAUCCUCGUCAACACCACAAGAAUCCAAGCUACAACACCACCAUGUCUGGCGCAGGGCCUAGUGUCUACCCGGGCGAUCUGCCCUCCUGGUCCGUCUUCAAAUUUCCCCCAGACCCAGCGCCUCCCGCACUACCUCCGCCGUCCAACGAAUACACCUUCAAGAACCCCUUCCCUAUACCUGCCAACAUCUACAAUGCGGCCUUGUCACCCUACGUCCCAUUGGCGAUUGCGUCGGUAUAUGCGACAACUGUCUGCUUGCUCAACUGGUACAACCGCAAGAAUGGGAACAAGGCCUGGAAGAUUAGCAAGUCUCGCCCGUUCUAUGCGUUCGUCAUUUUCCACAACGUGUUCCUUGCUGUGUACUCCGCGGUCACUUGCGUCGCCAUGAUUCGAGCUCUGAAGCACUCUUUCCCUCACUAUACCGAGCGCAACGCUGUGGUUGGAACUGUGGACGCUCUGUGCAAGAUCCAUGGUCCCCGCGGACUCGGCGAUGCAGUGACCUACAACCCGGACGCGAGCCGCUGGGAGAGCAAGAACCCGCUGAUCAGCCUGGAUUCCUAUGGGCUCCCUGACGCCACAGAUGUCGGAAGGAUUUGGAAUGAGGGUCUUGCUUGGUGGGGAUGGUGGUUCUACCUCUCCAAGUUCUACGAGGUGCUCGACACGGCCAUCAUCAUUAUGAAGGGCAAGCGAAGCACGACGCUCCAGACGUACCACCAUGCAGGUGCUAUGUUGUGCAUGUGGGCCGGCAUUCGCUACAUGUCGCCUCCCAUCUGGAUGUUCGCUCUCGUGAACUCCGGUAUUCACGCUAUGAUGUAUACGUACUACACCGUCUCUGCUCUGGGCUUCCGAGUCCCGCAGAUCGUCAAGCGAUCCCUCACGAGCAUGCAGAUCACGCAGUUCGUUGUUGGAGUUGCAUUUGCGGCUUGCCAUCUCUUCGUGUCCUACACUGUACCAGUCUCAGUCGCCUAUCACGUCGCAGACAAGGUCCUAGCCAAGACGAACACCACCUCGGUUGCAUCGGCUGUAUCUUCCAUCACCGAAUCUGCGGCGCUCCCGUCCGCUUCCGGCAUCGCUAUCGCCUUCCUUAAGAAGCUCGUCUACCGCGCGGCGGGAGACGAGGGUCUAGCCGAGAACGUCGUUGAGCCUGGUGCGGCCUCACCGGUUGGGUACGCAGGAGCGGCGAUCACCAAUUCGCCGCAGCAGGUCAUCAAGAAUACCAUGAGCAGGAUCGUCUAUCGUACCGAGUACCAGCACGUCCCAUGCGUGGACACCUCCGGUCAAGCCUUCGCUAUUUAUCUUAACCUGAUCUACCUCGCUCCUCUGACCGGCCUCUUCGUCCGCUUCUUCGUCAAGUCCUACCUCCGCCGCACCUCGCACAACGCCAAACACCCAACUAACCACGCCGUCAUCGCCAAAGCCGGUCGCGACGCAAUCCACGGCGUCGACCGCGAGAUCGAGUCGCUCGGCAAGGCUGCCGAAGAUGGCUUCUCCACGGCCGUUAUGAACGGGGCCAACACUCUUCGCGGUCGAACGGCGAAGGUUGCUAAUGGGGACCACCGCGUCUCGUCCCUGUCGCCGGAGAACAAGAAGUUCAUUGAUUCGUUUAACAAGAAGGUCAAUGAACAGCUAGAGGAGAUUGGAGAGGGCGAGGAGGCGACGAAGCAGCGCGCGAAGAAGACGGCGAAGGAGGUUGUGGAUAAUGCGAGCACGCCCAAGAGUGAGAGGGCGAUGAGUCCGAAUGGAAAGGCCUAGAUGGCGUGUGCUAAGUUUCAGCAGGCCCGUUGAUUUACAGGAAGCGGAAGCGGAUCGAUGAGGACGAUGAAUAUGAAGGAGACGAUGACAACGCUGGCACGGAGAUCUCUAGCACUGCUAGCGGCCUCAGCGGAGGAUAUUCUUGAUGAGGGUGGCUUUCUUACCCUUUAUUUCUCUCUUCUUUUUCUUCUCUUCGGAACUUCGUG
Messenger RNA from Trematosphaeria pertusa, 2058 nucleotides. RefSeq lists its product as uncharacterized. NCBI's taxonomy places the organism in Eukaryota, Fungi, Ascomycota, Dothideomycetes, Pleosporales, Trematosphaeriaceae. Gene Ontology annotation, biological process: fatty acid elongation, saturated fatty acid; very long-chain fatty acid biosynthetic process; fatty acid elongation, polyunsaturated fatty acid. Gene Ontology annotation, molecular function: fatty acid elongase activity. Gene Ontology annotation, cellular component: endoplasmic reticulum membrane. Bases 143 to 1852 code for a protein of 569 amino acids. The record is from RefSeq and is a predicted model, not a curated record. The transcript has 2 exons.